Molecule: messenger RNA, 435 nt
Organism: Ixodes scapularis (black-legged tick)
Lineage: Eukaryota; Metazoa; Arthropoda; Arachnida; Ixodida; Ixodidae
Product: 40S ribosomal protein S5-like
Exons: 2
Coding region: 1-435 (144 amino acids)
Biological process (GO): translation; ribosomal small subunit assembly
Cellular component (GO): cytosolic small ribosomal subunit; ribosome
Molecular function (GO): mRNA binding; structural constituent of ribosome; rRNA binding
Source: RefSeq, a predicted model, not a curated record
AUGCUGAAAAUGUAUGCUUCUAAAGUGACGGCGGACAACCACGUCGCAUAUGUCGUAGACGGCCGGAACAACGGCAAAAAGCAGCUGGCCGUGAAAAUCAUCAAGCAUUCUUUCAAGAUCAUUCACCUACUCACUGGCGAAAAUUCGCUACAGAGGGUGGUGAAUGCCAUCAUCAACAGCGGGCCGCGGGGGGACUCUACGCUCAUAGGGCGUGCGGGCACGCUGCGCCGUCAGGCGGUGGACGUAUUCCUGCUGCGUUGGGUGAACCAGGCUAUAUGGCCGCUGUGCACGGGCGCAGUGGAGAGCGCCUUCCGUAACAUCAAGAUCCUUGCAGAGUGCCUGGUGGACCAGCUCAUCAAUGCCGCCAAGAGCUCUUCCAAGAGCUACGCCAUCAAAAAGGACGAACUGGAGCGUGUCACCAAGUCCAACCGUUAA